Molecule: messenger RNA, 2497 nt
Organism: Pristis pectinata (smalltooth sawfish)
Lineage: Eukaryota; Metazoa; Chordata; Chondrichthyes; Rhinopristiformes; Pristidae
Gene: hp1bp3
Product: heterochromatin protein 1, binding protein 3
Exons: 12
Coding region: 202-1722 (506 amino acids)
Biological process (GO): nucleosome assembly; heterochromatin organization
Cellular component (GO): nucleosome; nucleus; chromosome
Molecular function (GO): nucleosome binding; DNA binding
Source: RefSeq, a predicted model, not a curated record
UUUGUAAUUGGGAGGUGUGUUUUUUUUUGUUUUUGUUUGAAUCUUGUUGCGCGCACCGUCAGUUGGGUGACGGCGUUUCCGGCCGGAGGCAGGUAGGGUGAAGAGGCGCCAGAGCCCAGGCUGCAGGCACAGCGGGAGGAGGCAGAGCGCAGGGCGGCCGCUGAGUUUCUUUAACAGGUCGUUCAUUCUAUCAGUGUAAACAUGCCUAUUCGGCGGAAUGCUAGUCCCUCAGCACAGGAGAGUCCAGUGAGAAACAAGCCUACCACAGAUGCAGAUGUGACUUCUGAAGAAUCUGUCUCAGCGGAGGAGGAACCAGAAAAUGACACUUCAGCCCAAGAGGAGGAAAAGAAGGAAGCAGAAAAAAGUGGCGAUGAAGAAAAAGAAACAAAAUCUUCAGAGGAGCCUAAAAAAGAAGAAAAGGAACCAACCAAGGAUAAGAAGAUUAAAAAGACCAUUCCAUCAUGGGCUACCUUGUCUGCUAGUCAACUAGCUCGAGUGCAGAAAAAUUCUCAGAUGACUGCUACUGCACGACCAAAAAUGGACGCAAUUGUCAUGGAAGCUAUUAAGGCUUGUUUCCAGAAGUCUGGUGCUUCCGUUGUUGCCAUAAGAAAAUAUAUCAUUAACAAGUAUCCAUCACUGGAACUCGAACGCAGGGGAUAUAUACUAAAGCAAGCCUUAAAACGGGAGCUGCAACGUGGUGCUAUCAAACAGGUGAAGGGAAAAGGUGCCUCUGGAAGUUUUGUGGUUGUGUCAAAUGCAGGGAAACAAUCGCAUAAAUCCAAACAGGACAAAAAGAAAACCACUUCAUCUGGACCAAUGGAGCAGCCAAUAAAACUGGAGGAUGCUCUACCACUGGCAUUCACAAAGCUGUGUGAACCUAAAGAGGCAUCAUACAGUCUUAUCAAGAAGUAUCUUCUUCAAUAUUACCCCAAACUGAAUGCUGAAAGCAGGCCCUAUUUACUCAAACAGGCUUUGCAAAGAGCUGUGGAUAAGGGUCAGUUGGAGCAGAUCACUGGCAAGGGAGCAUCGGGCACAUUCCAGCUUAAAAAGGCUGGGGACAAGCCAUUGUUAAGUGGAGGUCCAUUUGAGGAUGCAAUUCUAAGUGCUAUAACUGCCAUGAAUGAACCAAAAACCUGUUCUACCACAGCUCUUAAAAAGUAUGUUUCAGAGAAAGUUCCUGCAACAAAUUCAAAUUUCCAGAUGCACAUGUUGAAGAGAACACUGCAGAAAUGUGAAAAAAAUGGAUGGAUUGAACAGAUUUCGGGCAAAGGAUUCAGUGGUUCCUUCCAGCUCUGUUUCCCAUUUUACCCCAGUCCAAAUGUCCUUUUCCCUGAAAAGCAGCAUCAGAAAGAAGACGAAUCUGAGGUAGAAGACGAAGAGGAAGAUGAGGAUGAGUUAUCGGAAUCAGAAGAAGAAUCUGAUGAAGACGAGCCACCUAAAAAAAGGCAGAAGCCAGUUCCACGAGCCAAGGCCAAGUUGCAGAAGCGCAAAGCUGCCAAACCGAAGAAAGCAGUUACUGCUAAGAAGAGCAUGCUGUCAAAGAAAGUACCUGCAAAAAAAACAGCUAAGAAGUCAAGGCCAUCAUCUGCAAAGUUGGCUAAAAAGCCAACAGCACCUCAAAAGCCUCGGCGUGGGUCUCCUAAAAAGUCUCCUGCAACCCCAAAGAAGAUGAAAGGACCUGCCAAGGCCACCACAAGGCAUUCACAGAGGCAGAGAAAGUAACAACAGCAAAGCUGGAAAGCUCUUCUACAGUGGUGCAUGUGUUUGUCAUUUGAAACACGCCACGUGACACAAUACUUUUCUGCAGCUAACCUAGAAAAAAGUAGAAACUUAUUUUUAGAUAAUUCCGUAGAAUGCUAUUUUAGAUAAGCUGUUGGACAUCAACUUGUUUCAAGAAUGUUUUUUAGUUUAAAGGGUUUUAACACUUUAUAUUUAAGUGUGUGACCUUUUAACAAAAUUGUAGGCAACACACUCAAUUUUUACCUUUUAUGUGGGGAGCAAACCAAAAUGCUAGUUGAAUUAAAUGGAAAUCAUGAUUAGAGAAUUCAUUAAUUGGAGUUUUCUUUUAAAUAAGGUAAUUGAUAUGUACAGAUGAUACGUACACUUUGGGGAGGCGAGGGGGAGAACCCUCCUGAGCUAAUGUGAAAGUUUAUUUGUGCCAUAGUAUAUUGAGCUUUGACAUUACUGCCUAGUCAUGAAAACUAAAUGAAAGAACUACAGAGUGAAAAUGGAAGCAUUUUGGUGUGUCUUUGCCCUUUUGAAGUCAGGUAUUACAAGUUCAUUAACUUUGUUCAAAAUCCUUGUAUGAUUUGUAUUGGAGAUUAGUCUUAAGAAAUUGGCCUGUACACACAGUAUGUGUAUUACUGAAUGUUGCUACUCUUUUACUUUUGAUAAUUGCAUUAGUGUCAGAUUUGUAAGUACAGUACUUGCAUGCAGCACCAUUUUGUUAAGCUUUUUUCUGUAAUCUUGUCUCACUUAGUAAAAAUACUGUACAUUG